GCAAACCCCUUCCAGCACCGGAUCUGCCGCGUGUUCUCCACCUCGGACAGUGGGGACGACAGCAUGUCCUUCGAAGACUUCCUCGAUAUGCUGAGCGUCUUCAGCGACUCCGCCACCUCCGACAUCAAGUCCCAUUACGCCUUCCGCAUCUUUGACUUUGAUGAUGAUGGGACUCUGGACAGAAAGGACCUGGAGAAACUGGUGAACUGUCUGACGGGGCAAGGCGAGGAGUCCCGGCUGAGCAACGCGGAGAUGGAGCAGCUCAUCCAAAACAUCCUGGAGGAGUCCGACAUCGACAAGGACGGCACCAUCAACCUCUCCGAGUUCCAGCACGUCGUCUCCCGCUCCCCAGACUUUGUCAGCUCCUUCAAGAUCGUCCUGUGA
Antrostomus carolinensis (chuck-will's-widow) is the source of this 384-nucleotide messenger RNA. RefSeq names its product calcium and integrin binding 1 (gene CIB1). The transcript is spliced from 4 exons. Gene Ontology annotation, molecular function: magnesium ion binding; calcium ion binding. NCBI's taxonomy places the organism in Eukaryota, Metazoa, Chordata, Aves, Caprimulgiformes, Caprimulgidae. The annotation marks the transcript as partial. The record is from RefSeq and is a predicted model, not a curated record.